AUGAACAACGAGGAGCGCCUGGUUGUUGGCGUGGACAUAGGGACCACAAAAACGGUGGUGACCUAUUACUACCCCACCAAGGAAAAAGUCCUUGAGUGGCGCCCCGGGGGCAACGAGUCCGCCAUCAUCCCAACGCUGUUGGCUUAUCGCCCCGGAGGUGAACGUACUUGGGGCCAUGGUGUAGAUCAGAGCGACACACACCUAAUUAUGAUGAAGCUGAGAAUUGUCGGGUCCCCCAAUAUAGACUCGGUAGACCAGAGAGUUAUCUCUGACAAGGGCAACUUGCCCGGAGACAACAGGAACGAAGUACCGACGCAAAGGUCCAUAGCCGACUUCCUCAGAUGCCUCCGCAUCGCAUUUCGUGAUGAUCGCAUAGUCUCGGAAUCCAUCGAAGUCAGGCGACUACCCCAAAUUGACUGGCAUUUUGCGAUGCCCAACACAUGGAAGGAGGAGGGAGAAAUUGUGAUGCGUGCUGCCAUCGAGGAGGCUGGCUUCCAGCACGGGAAUGACAACGCUCGCAUAUUCUACAUGUCAGAGGCGAAAGCCGCGGCAAUCGGAGCGGCGGAUCAACUCCGCGAAGGGGACAUGCAGGUGGGAGACUCCGUGCUUGUCUGCGAUCUAGGGGGGAUUACUAGCGACUUCACCAAAUUCGAAGUGCUCGCGAUGGAUGCUGACGAGCCGCGGAAUGUGAAUUUCCACCCAGUCAAAGAGGAGAGCACAGCUGAGAAUGCCAGUCAUAUGGUUGAGACGAACUUGAUGGCACACAUCUGUGCUCAAUUGGAGUUGCGCCAGGGACCGGCUAUCAACCGCAAGAUUCGACACGGCGCCGUUUUGGCCAAGCAUCAAUUCACCGGCGAUAAUGAUCUGCCGAUUUUUAUCCCGGGUCUUACGAGAACCAGGAACCCAAACGCGCGGAAUGAUUGUUACAAUCCGGUGACCGGUUUCUUCAAGUUCACUAAAGAUUCGCUCUUGGACGCCUUCAAGCUUGUCGUGGGGUCCAUCAUUGAGAGGCUCACGAACCACAUCAAUGAUGGAGUCAACAGGAUUGUGAUUGUGGGUGGGUUCAGCAAGUCUCCUUAUCUGAGAAAACGAGUCAAGGAGGUUUUGGAGGAAUUCAAUGAAGACAAACGGCCAAAAGUUCACUAUCUACCUGGUAAUGAAGCCAUAAUCGCCGUGUCGUAUGGAUUAACUUUGAAGGGAAUAACAAUUUCAAACCCCGUGCAGUACCACGGCCCCUGGGGAUACAAAAUCAGCUGCCCGGUCAUCGAGGUGUUGGCAGCGACGGGGCUCACCUUUUCAAGGCGUUAUGAUUUCCCUAUUUUCAAUCCAAACGAGCAGAACCUCCAGGAAGGGAAGACGCCGUUCAGACUGAGUGUGGAACGAGGGCAACGUGUAGGAGAUGUUUAUGUCCAUCGCUUUAAAGAAACGUCAGACGACGCUGAAUUUGUGGCCCAAAUUGACCUCACGAUCCCCGACGAUGCCCCCCGCGCCGAAUACCACGAAAGAGGAGUCGUAGUCUACUUCUACAACCUCUACUUGUUAUGGCAUUUUAUCGAAGGAGUUGGCCUCAAAAUGAAAUUGCAGGUGGCGGUUCGAAGCAAUGAUAGGGAGGAGACAGUGGGGGUGGUGGUGGGCUCCAGCAGCCAUACCGUGGCUGAAAUGGUUCCAUGGCGAAGAAAGGACUGA
Messenger RNA from Aspergillus tubingensis, 1686 nucleotides. Its product is annotated as transcription factor domain family protein. Lineage: Eukaryota; Fungi; Ascomycota; Eurotiomycetes; Eurotiales; Aspergillaceae. The record is from RefSeq and is a predicted model, not a curated record. The transcript has 7 exons. The coding region runs from base 1 to 1686 and encodes 561 amino acids.